AUGGUGCUAACGUUUCGGGUACUCAAAGGGAUCCUUCGUCAGAGCGACACAGUGACACUGAUGAAGGAUCCCUGUGAGGACCCGAAAGAAGUGUCAACUACAACAGCCCAAACUACAACUACAGAAGUAUCAAUUACAACUUCCCCACCUACAACUACAGAAGUAUCAACUACAACUGCCCCACCUACAACUACAGAAGUAUCAACUACAACUGCCCCACCUACAACUACAGAAGUAUCAACUACAACUGCCCCAGCUACAACUACAGAAGUAUCAACU
Molecule: messenger RNA, 279 nt
Organism: Nanorana parkeri
Lineage: Eukaryota; Metazoa; Chordata; Amphibia; Anura; Dicroglossidae
Product: threonine-rich protein-like
Exons: 2
Source: RefSeq, a predicted model, not a curated record